Messenger RNA from Tripterygium wilfordii, 1445 nucleotides. Its product is annotated as protein N-lysine methyltransferase METTL21A. The transcript has 11 exons. The record is from RefSeq and is a predicted model, not a curated record. Lineage: Eukaryota; Viridiplantae; Streptophyta; Magnoliopsida; Celastrales; Celastraceae. The coding region runs from base 315 to 1262 and encodes 315 amino acids.
AUUUUAUUUUUUAGUUCUUUUAACAGAAGGAAAGUUAAAAAAAAGGAAGACUUUUAAGUUUCCCCCACAAAAGAGAUCGUGGCAGGAGUUAGGGUUUCGAUGUGAAAUCACUCGAUCUCGUCCUACGAGGAUUUAAAUUUCUUUUGCCCGAAUUGAAUCUGUUCAUCUACGUUUUCAACGGACUUGGUGUGGCGAGCGUCAGAGAGGAGUUCGCUUAGUUCCUCUAAGCUACUUCUCCGUUAGUAUAAAACAAGUCCGUUAUAUUCCUGGCUGAGUAUGUAAACUUCUAGGCAUUCUCGACUCAGACCAACUCUAUGGAGCUUGACAGAUUAAAUUCUCCAACCACGUCUACAAUUGCUCUUGAAGUUUUGGGUCAUCAACUGCUGUUCUCGCAGGAUCCCAACUCAGGGCAUUUGGGGACUACAGUUUGGGAUGCAUCCACUGUGUUUGUCAAAUUCCUGGAAAAGAAUUGCAGAAAAGGAAGGUUUUGCCCAUCCAAACUUAAAGGGAAACGUGUAAUUGAGCUGGGAGCAGGUUGUGGAGUUGCUGGAUUUGGGAUGGCAUUACUUGGUUGUAAUGUAGUUUCCACCGACCAAAUUGAGGUUUUGCCGUUGCUAAAGAGAAAUGUUGAGCGUAAUACUUCAAGAAUAAUGCAGAUGAAUCCUGGUUUAGAUUCAAUUGGUUCAAUUGAGGUUGCAGAACUGGACUGGGGAAAUGAGGAUCAUAUAAGAGCUGUUGGUCCACCAUUUGAUUAUAUUAUUGGCACAGAUGUUGUUUAUGCAGAGCAUCUCUUGGAAAGACUAUUGAGGACCAUAUUUGCUUUAUCUGGACCCAAAACCCCAAUAUUGGUGGGGUAUGAAAUCCGUUCCACUAGUGUCCACGAGCAAAUGCUUCAGAUGUGGAAAAGGCAUUUUGACUUGAAAAUUGUUCCAAGAGCCAAGAUGGAUGAUAAUUACCAACAUGCAAGUAUCCAACUUUAUAUAAUGGGACAGAAGCCUCAGGAUGAAAGCAAACAAGAUACAGCUUUCGAACCUCACCAACAUAUUAAUGAGGUUGACAAGAUAGAAACGAACCAGGAACAGGACGAAAGUGGUGGAAGCUGUAAUGAGGUAGUAGAUAAAAUGGAUGAUUAUGGGGCUCAAAAGGUGAAGGACACUGAGGACCUACAAACAAAAUUCCCAAGUGGGAAGCUGAGUGACUGGGAAGGAAGAAGAUAUGGAUCGAUGGCUGCUCGGCUACUUCAACAUGUGAAGAUAACUUGAAAUGCAAAGGUUUAAUAGGAUGCAAAAACUAAACUCUGCAACUUGACGACAAUUUGCCAGGAAUUCUGAAAUUGAAACUGAGAUGAAAUCAUGCAGGUAAUUCAAUGAUUUAACAUCCAUGAGAUGAAAAAUGAGUUGUACAAUGCAGACAUUUACGACCAUACAACAGCAAUUUGAGAACAA